AUGCCUCGCCCACCCGUCCGACUCGUCCUCUUCGACGUCUUUGACACGCUCGUGACCCCGCGCUUGCCAGUGCACGACCAGUAUGCCGCCGAGGCCGUGCGUCUCGGGCUGCGCGUGACGCCAGCGGGCGUCAAGGCAGGUUUCCGGCCUGCGUUCAAGGAGAUGAACGCCCAGUAUCCGCUGUACGGCAAGCACUCGGUGCCCCCUCUCACGCCGGAGAAGUGGUGGUCGACCCUGAUACACAAGUGCAUGGUGCAUGCCGGCGCCGGUGCGUCCGAGGUCGACCAGAAGGGCAGCGAGCUGGCCGCUGCGCUGCUGAAGCGCUUCGAGAGCGAGGUCGGCUACCGCGCAUUCGAAGACACCAUGCCCACACUCCGCGGCCUGCGCGAACUGGGGAUCAAGACGUCGGUCGUUUCCAAUGCCGACCCGCGGAUCAACCUCACGCUCACGGCCCUCGGUAUCGAGGACUUGCUUUCGUUCCCGCCCACGCUGAGCUGGGACGUCGAGGCCAGCAAGCCUGACCGCGAGAUCUUUGCGCGCGCGUGCGAUGCCUGCGGGGAAGCCAUGGGCGAGGGUGUGAUCAUGGUAGGGGACGAGCUUGAGGCCGACUUUGGCGGUGCAACUGGCGCAGGGAUCGAGGGAAGGUUGAUUCGCAGGUCCGGAGAAUGGUCAGAGGGCGCAAUUCGCGAGGCUGAGGAAGACCUCGGGAGCGUCAAUGUCGUACACAGCCUCGAAGAGGUCCUCGCCGAGGCUAGAGCUCGUCAGGGAGCAUAGAACAAGAAGC
This is a messenger RNA of Vanrija pseudolonga, 784 nucleotides long. RefSeq names its product Haloacid dehalogenase-like hydrolase domain-containing protein 3 (gene hdhd3). Gene Ontology annotation, cellular component: nucleus. Lineage: Eukaryota; Fungi; Basidiomycota; Tremellomycetes; Trichosporonales; Trichosporonaceae. The transcript is spliced from 5 exons. Bases 1 to 774 code for a protein of 257 amino acids. The record is from RefSeq and is a predicted model, not a curated record.